Drosophila obscura is the source of this 1861-nucleotide messenger RNA. Its product is annotated as golgin subfamily A member 7. The coding region runs from base 144 to 596 and encodes 150 amino acids. The record is from RefSeq and is a predicted model, not a curated record. Gene Ontology annotation, cellular component: palmitoyltransferase complex. Gene Ontology annotation, biological process: peptidyl-L-cysteine S-palmitoylation; protein targeting to membrane. Lineage: Eukaryota; Metazoa; Arthropoda; Insecta; Diptera; Drosophilidae. The transcript has 5 exons.
CUAACGAUAGUGCCCUCUUUGGUUGGACACCUCUAAUUUGCAAACUUUAGCUUUUAUACAAUUUUAAGCUAACAAACGGCAGCUAAAUAAACUGCAGGGAGCACUUAACGUUUACCUUCCACGCAAUACUCAGAGGCACACAUAUGUCGCAAGGCGGUGGCACACCAGCGGGCAGCAACGCGGCCGCACUUCAGGCAGCUGGCGGGGGCGUUGUCUUCAGCAAGGUCUUCAUUCAGCGCGAUUACAGCGUCGGCACCUCCGUCAAAUUUCACACGAGGCUUCCCACAGAACUGGAGGGUAUUAUUGAACGACACGUCUUCGAGUCUACCAUCAAUAGGCUAAACGAAUUUUAUGCCGAGGCAGAGGAGGGCUCCUGCGGCACCUACUGUGAAGGCUGUAUAGGCUGCAUCACUGCAUACUUGAUCUACAUGUGCUCCGAAACGCACUACGAAAAGACCCUUCGUAAGAUAUCCAAAUUUGUGGCUUCCCAGAAUGAGCGCAUUUACCAUCAGAAGGGACUGCAGCUGAUCGAUCCCACCUUUCGGGGUCUUCGCGUCAUAGAGAUUACAAUAUUCGAUCGUCCUGGGCGAACGUGACUUCCGCUUUCCCAUUCAGCCAAUGAGUUUUUCAUGUGAGAUCAACCAACAAAAACAACCAUAGCAACAGCAUCAACAAGGAGAAGGGAGAAGGAUCCGUUUCGAAAAUUAGAAAGCAAAAAGUCAAUGCCAUUGUACGUAUGCUUGUGCGUGUGUGUGUUUCCAAAUAUCCAAAAGCUGUGGAAUCAGCUAAAGCUUUAUAUUAUAUCAACAUGUGUACUGGCACCACAGCGGCUAGUUCGUGUUUUGAGGCAUGCGACUUAGUCAUGAGUAUGCUGGGAACGCGGACGACCCGUCUCUGCUGCAGCCACAUACGAUACGACAUACCUUAAAUAACAAGAGUUAAUGGUUAGCCAAGGCAGAGUUACAGCCAGUUAGAUAGUAUUUACGCAUUAGCAGGCAUUAGUCAUGUAAGUGAAAAGCUACUGAAUUGCAUUUUGCGCCCAAGGGAUAGUUGCAGCAUAAGAUAUGGUUACCAUUGUCUAACAGAUUGUUUGUUUUCUAAUUAAAAAUAUACAUAAGAACAUACUACUUCUAACCCUUCGCUUGUCCCAACUCUGUAAGUGCGUUGCAGCCACAGAACAUGCAAAAAUAGUUAUAUGUAGUUAUAUCAAAGUAUCAUACGACUAAACUAAACGAUUUCAGACAGCGCCAAAUGAACUUAACCAUCGACAAGCGAAGAACUGUUCAAUUUAAAUACAAUUCCGCAACAUGGAUUAACAUAGUUGUCUAGCUUAUAAGGAAAUAUAUACAUAUAUUACCGUCAUUUAAACGAAGACAAUCUGUUUUCCUUUCCAUUUUAUUAGCACCAAUUUAUUAGCAAAUAUGUGUGUUGACAUACGAAAUAUGUGGUGCGAAAUUUGGUGCACAUUUUUGUACUUGUUUGCUUAUCAUCAACGGUUUUAUUGUCAAGUUCAGGGAAAGUACGGGUAUAAAAGGCCGGACUCAAUCAGACUCAAAACAUCUGGGGUUUCGAUGCGAAAAGAUGAAGUUCAAUAUCUAUCUGCUGGGAGUAUUCCUGUUGGCCAGUCUCUGCCUCCUUCAGUCCUCUUCUGCUCAGGACACGACAACUACGACCACAACCACAGCCAGUCCGACAAUUGUGCGUACGAAGCAUGUGACAAAACAUGUGAACAAUAAGCAGGUUAAAACUGUCCACAAGAGACGCACCAAUGCGAAUAUAAUAGUGUACGCAAAUUAACAAGUGGAUGAAGAACUCCACUUGCUCGUAAUAAUAAAGAUAUGUCGAUUCUUGCUCACCUAAA